Messenger RNA from Belonocnema kinseyi, 435 nucleotides. RefSeq names its product glucose dehydrogenase [FAD, quinone]-like. The transcript has a single exon. NCBI's taxonomy places the organism in Eukaryota, Metazoa, Arthropoda, Insecta, Hymenoptera, Cynipidae. The record is from RefSeq and is a predicted model, not a curated record. Gene Ontology annotation, molecular function: ecdysone oxidase activity; flavin adenine dinucleotide binding. The coding region runs from base 1 to 435 and encodes 144 amino acids.
AUGGAAUACUGCUUGACACAAGCUUGUGCUGCAGUAUUAAGUGGAGAAACAACCGGAUUAAUUUACACACAUCUUUUGAAAACACUUUUAACAGCCGAAUGUUGUUUAAACACGGGGAAUUUGUACCCACCAGACAGAACUUCAGAUGUCCUUAACCAAAAUCCCGAAUUUGACUUUAUAAUAAUAGGUGCUGGAACGGCAGGCUCAGCUUUAGCGAGUAGACUAUCAGAAAUUAAAAAAUGGAAUAUUCUUUUGGUAGAGGAGGGAGACAAUCCUUCUUUAAGUAGCAGAAUACCCGGACUUUGGAGAACUUUGUUACAUUUUGAGGAGGAUCACGCCUACUUAACCGAGCAAAAUGAAAAUUAUUGCCUUGGACAAAAAACAAAAGAUGUCUCUGGUCAAAAGGCAAAGCACUUGGUAGAAGCUCGGCUAUGA